AUGGAAGUCAGAAGGUUAUUUUGGGCAACAAUCACAGGGGAUCAAAAGUUGCAGAGAUGUUUGUCGUGAUCAUCAAUGUCGCCAUCAGGAGCUUUCCUGGGACGCACUUUUGUACCACCAUAUUAUAGGUUCACGCAUACAACACCUCAUUGCAGAUGAGAAAAUAGACCUCUCGAAAAUCUUUGAGAUUUUCUCUACAAUGGUGGUCAAUUUUAGCCAAGAGAGCCAAGAUACAACGAAUGCCUGCUGUAUUACCUGAUAAAGGAGUCAUCAACGCACCCUGUGAAUCAUAUAUAAAUUUGCCUAGUCUUUCAAGUCCAAGUUCUGUGAAAAUUCCGAUUUCUAUGGAUGCCCUAUCAAGUUUCCAAAAUAAUGAUAACCUAAAGAAUGAUAGCGCAAAUGUUUAUUCCACAUAUAUUUUGAAUAUAGAUAUUGAGAAAGGAAAGCCCGAGGCUCUUCAAUCCACUGAAGAAAUGGGAGGAAAUGUGAUAACUGAGGAUUCUUUAGCUAUAAUGUUGCAGAAAGAAAUAGCAUUGCAGAUGGGAGGAAAGCUCAUCCAGUUCCUAAUGAAUCACAACUUUGAGUUACCCAAGUUCACUAUUAAAGAUAAAUGGGUGGCUGAUAAAAUCUUUGAUACUUCUAGCAACAGAGUGAGAAAAUACAAGCGCACUGCAUCAUUUAAUUCAAGAAGAGUUGUUCUCCUCUUCUCUGUACUCUCAAGCGUGGGAACGGUUAUACUAAUAUUUCUGACUCUAAGAGUUAGAAUGAAUGUGAAUGGCUCUGGUGUUUGAUGGCGGCUUUUAUCAUCUUCCAGCCACCGUAUUUGUAAAAUAAAUCUUUCCCGGAAUUUUUGCUUUCUUUCUAAAGAAUAAGAUCGACGACGCCGAAAUUUGGUCGAUGACAUGUCCAGUGUUGAUAAAUUAAAAGGAGAUGCCAGGGACUUCCUUAAUGCCAAAAGAUCUGGCCAGUCGGUGGACGAUGUUGCAAAAGAAGUUGGCAACUGUAAUGUGACUGAAACAGCUAAUGGAGAAUUAAAUAAGGCUAAUGCUGGCCAACAGAAAUCUGCUGAAGGAAUUUCUGAUGAUAAUCGAACAGGAUCAAAGGUUGUUAAUGGUCAAGCUAACGUAAUGGAAACUGUGACAGGGGCAUUGCAAGAUGCUACUGAUCAUGAAAAGCAGACUGUCAAUGUAGAGGCUAAAUUUCCAAAUGCUCAAGCUGAAAGGGAGUAGGGAUUUGAGCAGGGGACUCUGGCUCAGGGAACUGCUGUUGCACCUGUUAAACCAGUGGACAAAGCAGCAGUAGAAUGUGCUGAAGGUGUUGGUCAAUUCAGGACUGCUUCUAAGUCCCCUUCAGUUACUGGACAGGUUAAUACACAGCAGAAACAGUCUAAUGUUCUGCAAGUAUCAGGCCCAAAGGAUGUUGUUGAUCGAGGUGAGGUAUCUGCACAAUUUGGCAAGGACAAGGUUGGUACUGGUGCUUUGCAAGCUGCAGCUAAUGCUAAAUGUCCUGAUGCUCGAGCAACCAAUGCCAAGAACCAUGCAACUAAUGGUGCUUUGGUCACAUUAAAUACCUCUGUUUUUGAUGUUCCAUCACAAUCAGUUGAAACCUACAGCGACUUUGAAGGUGAAGCUGGGUAGAUUUUUCUGUCAACUGGAAACAAUGAUGAAUUUAUCCAAGCAAAAGUGAUCAAAUCUAAAUUUUGGUUACAACAACGUGAAGAGGAUGACGAAUACGAGGAUUGGGGUGAUGGUCAGGGUUUUCAUCUGAAGAAGCUGAUCAGGAGGUCGAUCAAGAGAGUGCAGGUGAAGAUCUUGACUGUCUAGCAAUGGCAAAAUAUGAUGAGGGACCAGUAGCAAGUCAUAAGAGCAAAUUGAAUAUCAACGCUCCAAUAUUUUUGCCCAGAAAUUCUCCAAAUGGAAGCUUGAAGCGAACUGCAACAACACAUACAAAGCAGUUAGUCCUAGCUGAAACUGAUCAAACAGCUGCUACAAUAAAAUCUGGGCAGCAACAUAUUGUAACAGAUAAUCCAAUCUUCGAUGC
Nicotiana tabacum (common tobacco) is the source of this 2040-nucleotide messenger RNA. RefSeq lists its product as uncharacterized. Lineage: Eukaryota; Viridiplantae; Streptophyta; Magnoliopsida; Solanales; Solanaceae. The record is from RefSeq and is a predicted model, not a curated record.